Messenger RNA from Egretta garzetta (little egret), 1231 nucleotides. RefSeq names its product methionine adenosyltransferase 1A (gene MAT1A). The transcript is spliced from 9 exons. Gene Ontology annotation, molecular function: methionine adenosyltransferase activity; ATP binding. Lineage: Eukaryota; Metazoa; Chordata; Aves; Pelecaniformes; Ardeidae. Gene Ontology annotation, biological process: S-adenosylmethionine biosynthetic process. The coding region runs from base 41 to 1231 and encodes 396 amino acids. Gene Ontology annotation, cellular component: cytosol. The record is from RefSeq and is a predicted model, not a curated record.
CCACUGUUUAUAAUAAUCCAUCAGGAGCAGCAUCGGAAUCAUGAAUGGGCCAGUGGAUGGUUUAUGUGAUUUCACGCUGGAUGAUGAAGGGGCUUUCAUGUUCACAUCAGAGUCAGUGGGAGAAGGACAUCCAGAUAAAAUCUGUGAUCAAAUCAGUGAUGCUGUACUAGACGCCCAUCUCAAACAGGACCCAAAUGCCAAGGUUGCUUGUGAGACAGUAUGUAAGACAGGAAUGGUGUUGCUCUGUGGGGAGAUCACAUCUCGUGCUAUUGUGGAUUAUCAACGAGUUGUCCGAGAUGCAAUUAGACAUAUUGGCUAUGAUGAUUCAGCUAAAGGCUUUGACUACAAGACUUGUAAUGUUUUAGUGGCACUGGAACAGCAGUCACCUGAUAUUGCCCAAGGUGUUCAUCUACACAGGGAUGAAGAGGAUGUUGGUGCUGGAGAUCAGGGUUUGAUGUUUGGUUAUGCAACAGAUGAGACAGAAGAAUGUAUGCCUCUCACAAUUAUUCUUGCUCAUAAACUGAAUGCCAGGUUAGCAGAGCUGAGGCGUAAUGGAGAACUUCCUUGGCUGAGGCCUGACUCUAAAACACAGGUCACGGUUCAAUACACCCAGGAGAAUGGAGCGGUCAUCCCAGUGCGUGUUCACACCAUUGUGAUAUCUGUGCAGCAUGAUGAAACCAUUUCUCUGGAGAAUAUGCGCAGAACCCUGAAGGAUCGUGUCAUUCAAGCUGUUGUCCCUGCAAAAUACUUGGAUGAGAAAACUAUUUAUCACCUUCAACCUAGUGGACGUUUUGUUAUUGGAGGGCCUCAGGGUGAUGCUGGUGUAACUGGUCGAAAGAUCAUUGUAGAUACUUACGGUGGCUGGGGAGCCCAUGGAGGUGGUGCGUUUUCUGGCAAAGACUACACGAAGGUGGACCGAUCAGCUGCGUACGCAGCCCGUUGGGUGGCCAAGUCUCUUGUGAAAGCUGGGCUCUGUCGCCGUGUUCUGGUUCAGGUUUCUUAUGCCAUUGGGGUAGCUCAUCCACUAUCUAUUUCACUGUUCACUUAUGGAACUUCCCAAAAAACAGAGAAAGAGCUGCUGGACAUUGUGCACAAAAACUUUGAUCUUCGGCCUGGAGUCAUUGUCAGGGAUUUGGACCUAAAAAAGCCCAUUUACCAGAAGACUGCUUGUUAUGGUCACUUUGGAAGAAAUGAAUUCUCAUGGGAGGUGCCCAAAAAACUCGAGUUUUAA